This is a messenger RNA of Dinoponera quadriceps, 2417 nucleotides long. RefSeq names its product TOM1-like protein 2. Bases 738 to 2417 code for a protein of 559 amino acids. NCBI's taxonomy places the organism in Eukaryota, Metazoa, Arthropoda, Insecta, Hymenoptera, Formicidae. Gene Ontology annotation, biological process: signal transduction. Gene Ontology annotation, molecular function: clathrin binding; phosphatidylinositol binding; ubiquitin binding. The record is from RefSeq and is a predicted model, not a curated record. The transcript is spliced from 10 exons. Gene Ontology annotation, cellular component: membrane; endosome.
GUCGAGAGACAUGCGUCGCAUGUUCAGCGAGCACGUUUCUUUUACUCAUCCUUCGUAAAAGGCAUAAGAGGAUCUUUUCCACGCGAGCGAUCUCGUGGUCGUUCUGUUUCCAGAGAUUGUCCGUACGUCCUUCAGGCGGGAUCUCAAAUCGUUGAGCGAUUCAACGGAAUAUACAAGAUCCAACGAGUCAAAGACGCAACAACGGUAACAACAACGCAUCAUAGCGACGACGAAACUUCGAACACGCGACACUGCGAAUGUGAACCACACAGAUUUACACCUGCCCUCUCCCCGCUCAGCUGCACCUUCAUUGCACUCAAAGUGGACGAGCGUAUUCGCGCUCGAGCGAAGAGCGAAGGACGAGAAGGUGCAACCGGAGAGAGAGAGAGAGAGAGAGAGUGUGCAGCGGCAACCUAUUUCAAAGGGCGUUUUGCGCCUAUUGCGAGACCGCAACACCGAGGACCGCGGUGGGUUCCGAUUGGCCGGUGGCACGCUUACCUCCCGUGACGUUUGGGAUUCGAUGAUCCGCCUGUACCGUUGCGUAGGUCAUAUGAUUCUGUCAUUCGGACUCGUAACGAGAAAUUGACAGAUCUCUCGUCGGUGUGUGAUCGGGUCGUGUCACACGCUGUCACCGAUUGGCGGGCGCGACGUAUACAUAUGUGCGACGAGUGACGUACGUACCCGCGGCAGAAGACACGCAGUCAACGCACACACAGGUCCUACGAGGUUCUACGAAAAUGUCCCUUUUCGGAAUGGUCAAUCCCUUUUCCACGCCAGUAGGACAAAAGAUCGAGUCCGCUACGGACGGUAACUUACCAAGUGAGAAUUGGACACUUAACAUGGAGAUAUGCGACAUUAUAAACGAAACCGAGGACGGUCCGAGGGACGCUAUCAAGGCGAUCAAGCGCAGACUUACCCAAGCGGCGGGCAAAAAUUAUACCAUAGUCAUGUAUACGCUUACCGUGCUGGAGACGUGUGUGAAAAACUGCGGAAAGCGCUUUCACGCUCUCGCUUGUUCGAGAGAAUUCGUACAGGACCUGGUUAAACUGAUCGGCCCGAAGAACGAGCCGCCCACCGCGGUGCAAGAGAAAGUUCUGAGCUUGAUCCAAACGUGGGCGGACACAUUCCGUCAUCAGCCGCAUACUCAGGGCGUUGUGCAAAUUUAUCAGGAGUUAAAGAUAAAGGGCAUACAGUUCCCGAUGACCGAUCUGGACGCCAUGGCGCCGAUUAUUACGCCAGAAAGAAGUGUACCUGAAUCAGAGCAAGCUCCGGCGAGCCUGACCACUAGCGAGCAGCCUGCAUCGUUGGGAACGCAACCUGUACCACCGCAGACGCAUUCUGUCGGCCAGUUAACUCAGUUGAACGAGCAGCAAAUGGCCAAGCUGCAAAGUGAACUCGACGUCGUUCAAGGAAAUAUGCGCGUGCUAUCAGAGAUGUUGGCAUACUUGACGAGUCCGGACCAAAGCAGUAAUCAGCAACCAGAUUCCGCGGAUCUUGAAUUAUUAACCGAGCUUCAUUCGACAUGCAAGGCGAUGCAGGUUCGUGUUGUCGAUUUAAUCGGCAAACUGGCCCACGAUGAAAUGACAGCUGAAUUAUUGCGCAUCAACGACGAGCUGAACAACCUCUUUCUUCGUUACUCGCGCUAUACGAAGAAUAAAAUGCAGGUUCCGGCGAGCGCUAUACUAGCUCAGACGAUUGGGCAGCCACCGAAUAUGGAAUCGUCUCCACCUGUCACCAAGAAAGAAGGGGAGUCGUUAAUAGAUCUGUCCGAUGAUAUGGACGGCAUAACGAAACAGAUAAGCGAGUUAGGUGCAGCCGAAGGUGUGGACAAAAGCAAGGCGGAGCGAAAGGAGAAGAAGGAAGGAGAGAGCGACGAAUUCGACAUGUUUGCACAAUCACGCAAUGCAACAUACGAGACAACAAAGAAUAGUGGUAGCAAGUACGAGGAUAAUCAGGAGCAGGUGAGAGGUGGGAGCCUAAGUACAGCGAUCCUCAACCGCAAUAACCCUAAAAUACCGCAGCAAGCUGCUUCUGCUACACAAGCUAAUCAGAACCUGGAGUCUGAAUUCAGUGAAAUGGCGGCCUGGUUAGAUCGCACGCCCGGAGCGCAGGGCGAUCAGGAAUCACUGACGUCAUCGGAAUUCGAGCGGUUCUUGGCGGAACGUGCGGCCGCGGCUGAAGCUUUACCGAAUCUCACCACAACUGCCAGCACGAAUUCAACGUCGACCACCGGUAACCAGAAUAUUCAGCGUCAAAUUAACAAAGAUCAGGACAAAUCUUNCUUUAAGAGUUGGAAUGAGAAUAGAAUGGAGACACACGAGGGAAAAGGUACACGCAAAAGAGAUGCUUUGUGCUUGUACGUACUUAAUAACGUAACAGAUACUACACAAUCAUGUUCGAGAUCUUACUUCUGUUGA